CGGAAUUACGUGUUCCGUUCAAAUAUGCUUUCGUAAUGCAACAGUUUUCGACUAGACACCAAUCGACAUAGGUGUACGGUAAAAAUCAUUAAAUCGAAUAAACCGGUAAUAAAUUUCAAAAAUCAACGGUAAUACGAAUAUUAUUAUUAUUGGUUUUAAUUAUAAAAUAUGUAGUAACAAAACAAAACAAUAAUAUUCUAAUAAAACAAUUUGCUUCCGUUCUGAUAUGCUCCAAAAUGUACAACUAAGAGAAACUCGAGAAACGAUCGAAACUGUAAGUAUACAAGCAAUAUAUACUAUAACAAUUGAAUAUAUUAUAACACGUUUUAUUUAAAUAUAUAUCAGUACGUAUAUUAUAACUGAACAAUUGUAAUUCGAUCCACUAUAUAGUAACCAUGAUCCGCAAUAUAACACUGUCCAAAUAUCUAUUCGUUCACAAAAUACAUAUUUACUAUAAGAGUUGUAUUUUGACUCACUAUCUUGAUGUCUAUCAUAGACAACAUAGUAUUAUAUAGGUACUAUUUAUUAUAAUCAUCUUCGAUAAAUUUUAAUACUAAUGAAAAUGUUAAAUGUUUUAUAAUACAUCAAUGGACUUAUCGUGUUUGUUUUGAAAUAUACAUAUCAACCAAACCGGCAACACUAUACAUAAUAAGAAUCAAAUUAAAACUACUACUUACUACUAUUAAUUUAUUUACUACUAUUACUGUUUCGAUUCACUCAUAUUUGUACUUUUUUUUUAUUAAUUUAAAUAAUUAAAUAAUUAAUUUAAUAAUUUAAAUCGUUCCAAAUUCAACGGCAAUCAAAAUAAAAAUAAAAAUAUGUUUUAUAAAAGGUAAUGUUAGUGUUAAUGAAACCAGGAAUAUAGAAGUUAUUCAUCAUAUUAUAGUUUUACAAUUUAGCGACAUAGUUACGAAAGGGGAGAGGAAGUAGUUUUUGACCACGCGGUUAUGAACACUCCUUAAAAAUGAUAGAAAUGAUAGAAUACCUAUACCCAGGAAAGUAACCAGGAAUUUUUUUGGGGAGGAUGCAAACAUACAAUUUAUCAUCAACUACCAAUAAUUAUACUAAUAAUCUGAUUUGAUGGUGGGGAACUUAAAUUUCGGGGGAAGUCCAGACCUCAUGCCCCCCCUGGCGAAAAAAUCCUGGAUUAUCUUUACAUUAUAAAAUCAAUGGUGUUAUUUAUCAUAAAUCCAUUAACGAAAAGGUAUUGACAGCAUAUGACAUGCAGAGAUUCGACAUUUUGAACACAUUACCUAUCCCGAGGUAGACUUUAAAAUUUAAAUUUCUAUAUGGAUUCUCACACAAUCAAAUUUUGUACUUAAAAUAAAAAAAACAAAUUUUUUUCUGGUUUCUAUUUAUUAAAAGCAGAUCUUAGGACUUUAUAUAUUUGAAAUAGACAGAAAAGCAUUGAAAAACGUUAAAAGAGCUUUAAAAAAAAUUAAGAAGCAAAAAUAACCCAGGACUCAGAGAGGUUUAAAAUUUCCAUUACACCCCUUAGCUUUAACCAUUAAAUCCAAUUUUCUAACACUCAAAAAUGAUUAAGACAAAAUACUUUUUUUUUUUAAUACUUACAAUUAUACAAUUAUUAUUAUUAAUAUAUUCAAAAACUCGAAUUGCUCAUUUUGUAUUGUUCGAAAAUUAUAUUUUUUAAAUCAAAGCUGUCAGAAGGGGACUUUUAAAAACAUGUUAUCAUUUUUUGUUUUUUAAAUGCGUUUUUAAGGCUUUUUUGACGUUUUUUUAUGGAUCUUAAAUACAUAAAGUCCCGAGCCCUAAUUAUGACAACUAAAUAAACUAUACACAUACAUUUUUCUGUAAAAUGACGAUGAGACACGAUAUUAUUCUCAAAAUAUUAUAAUUAUUAUAUUUUAUAAUUUAUAGUUAUUCAGUUGCCACAAGUAAAGCUGUAGAUAGGUAUUAACUAUGUAAUAAAUAAAUUACAAUAUUUGCCAUGUCUUUACGUAUUUUAUUUUAAAACAAAUCAUAUAAUUGAAAUUCACUUUUAUUUUUAACGCAUACAUUUUUAAUUAUACAUGUUAGUUAAGGGAAAUUCUUAAUAAAUCCCCAGAAUGAAAAAGUUUACUAUUGGCCUGACAGACCUUUCAUCAAUCAAUGUCAAUAAGUAUACAAUAUUAAAUCAACUAAGUACAAUAUAAACAUUAUCAUUCACCCGUACACAAAGUAAAAAUACACAAAACAGAUUAAGUACAAUAAGUUCUUUAUCGUUUUAACUUUUUGGCAUCUGUUUUGAUCGGAACCUAUUAAAUUUAAUUUCAUAAAAUAAUUGAAGUUUAUUACCUAUAUGUUUUUAUUUGGAUAAUAUACAUUUUUAAUUUAAACAAAAAGUAUAAAUAAUAAUAAAUCUAUAUUUAUAAAUAGAAUUCUAAAUAUCUAUUUUUAUAGAUAGAAUCUAUAGUGUAGAUAUAUUAUUACCUAUUUUAAAUACAAUUAUUGUUUUAUCUGUACCCGGCUUGAUGUAUACAUUAUAUUGGCAUUGUUUAAGUUAAAAAAAAUGAUAAAAUACGUUAAAUUACGUUAUAAAUUCCCAAGUAUAAACUCUACGUUAUUUCAAUUUAAUUCUCAUAAAAGUUUGGCAUGUUUUUAAAGGUCACGUUUACUAUACACAAUAGGAAUUAGGGGUUAAAAACCUGAAACUAGCCAAGAUAUUCACCGACCCGUAACGCACGAUGGCAAAAUAGUUUUGACUCGAGGUAUUAAUUAGAUUAUAAUUUAUAACGAAAAAUUAAAGGACACGUCAUAUAUAAAAUACAUCAUAAAUAUUUAAUAAUAAAUCCAAAACAGAAAAUUGAUUAUUUUUUUAAGGUUUUAUUUGUAUUUUUUAUAGUGCACAGGGUUAUACCUACCUAUAUAACAUUUUCAUUUACAAAGGAAGUACCUAUUAUACACGUUAAUAUUUAAUUAUUGUAAGUACACUAGUGAAAUUUAAUUAAAUAAUCGACUUUUUCCAUUAAUAAUUUAAUUUUAAACAAUACCGGUGUAGACGCCUAUUAAAAGUGUUCGAUUCAAUAAACUAAACUUAGUAUUAUAGGCACAUACGUAUGUUCAUUUGUACAUACAUCAUUAUGAAUUAUCACUUUUUUUUCAAUCAUAAACGGCCAGGAGAGGAAUUCAAUAAUUUUCUGUACCCAACCACAUAUUGUAUGUUAGACUUCCAAUUAAAAACAAAUUAAAAGACUAAUCGCCGUUUCGGUUGAUAGAAACAUACCAGGCGUUUAUGGCGGCCAAAAACCAGAGCAGCGGCGAUAGCGCUGGUCGUAAGAAGAAACACGAACCGCCUCCAAAACCCAUACCCGAACAAGACAGGCACAUAUGCGGUCUGAUAUGCGUGUGCCAGUUGACGUUCGUGUUGAGCUCCGUGUCGUUGGUCUAUUUGUCGGUGGCCAUCUACUUGCCGGGCUAUAGGGCGUUCAACGCGGCCAUCGAAACGGUGCCGAUCAUGUGCCAAACGAUCAACUCGACCAUAUCCAACAACUGCGAAUGGGCGUCUUGCGGCGAAUGGUGCCUAACGAAGCCGUCCGGAAAUUGCCCGCAGUACUUGGUCACCGUCCGACAGAACGGCACCGACAUCAGGGUGGAGAACUGCACCAGACUCUCUGUCGCUCACUGUCCGCAGGCAAGUACCACCCAACGGGAUUCCCGAACGAGUUUAACAUUCCGAAUAGCGAUUGCGUGUGCGGUGGCCUAUCAGUCCUUUAUUAUUAUAUAUGUUAUAAGCUAUACCGGUGUAUAUAUACCGUUAUCAAUCGCGCGAGGUCAUUAAACCCCGAAAGUGUGCAUGUCGCCCAAACAAAACAAACGCCCCAAUGGGUACGCGCAGCACGUUUAAAACGCCAUGUUUUUCGUCUAGAAAAAAUACGUUUCGGUCACGCAUAAGUCAUACGCGAUACAUAAUAUACACGGAAAAAUUUAAAUAAACUUUACACAUAAACCUUUGCAGUAUAAUUGGUACAUAAGCAGUAUAAUAAACACUGUGCCGGCAGUUUUCCGCGCACGCAUUUCGUGAUCAAAUAAAUAACAAAGGCGCAAUUAUUAUUAUAUAACCCCGAAUGAGAAUAAUAUCAUUUUUUUUUUUUUUUCGAUAAUAAUUAUUAUAAUAAAAUAAAAUAAUAAGCCUCUAAAAAAAAUUAUAUAUAUAUAUAUAUAUAUAUGUAAUAUUCAUAUCGAUAAGACACAGUUAUAUAAUAUUAUAUGGUUGGGUUAUUAUGGGUCAUCACGCAGCACACAAAAAAUAACCAUAGGUACACCACGUAUAUUACAAAACUCGAUAUUUCGGCUUUCCCGUGUGUAUAACAUAUUAUUAUAUAUUAAAUAUUAUAUUUUAGAGUAUAUUAUAUCUUUCAGGGACAAAGGGCUUAAGUCAAUUUUGUGUAGUUUACAAUAAACAAGCUAAUUAAAUUUUGAAAAUCUAUGAACUUGUACGCACACUAAUGCACUAAUAUACGUGGGCGGAUAGACCAAUUUUGUCCCACCGGAAAAUUACAUGGAAAAAAUACUGAUGACUUUUUUUUAUUUACUUAUCGACCUUAUUAUGGCCUUAUACAUGGACUAACAUGCCUGGAUCCAAUGAGGGGGGGGGAGGUGGCCACCGGGAAUUUUCCGGCUUUUCGGUAAGCAAAUGUAUACAUACACUUAUGUAAAUCAAAUAAUCAAGACAAAAUUUAAAUUUAAAAAAUUAUAAAAAAUGGAUUUAAGCCCUUUUUCCCCAGAACUAAAAAUAUAUUAUUUUCGGUACACAUCGAACAAUAAUUUUUUUCUGAAAUGUGCUUCCAGCCUAAUCCGGACACACUAAAACAAUACAAUUGUAACAACGACAAAGAGUGCCUAGGCAUCACGGGAAUUAUAUCGUGUCGAUUGGGACACUGCUCCAAUAUUUCAGAAUUGUACCAAUGUUAUUUCAAUACGUCUACCGAUACAAAUGAAACUAUCGACAGCGAUAGAGACAAUCUACAGCUCAACGGUUACUUUAACUGCAUCAACGGAAGGUACACACAGCACCAUUAAAUUCCUUUAGCAGAAAUAUAAUCGCAAUAUUAAUCGGAAUUUUAUUGAAAAACAAUAACGUGCACUACGUAUAUGUCUGACGUUUGAUUGAUUUUUCAGUUGUUUAAAAAUAAACUGGCCAAUCACUUGUGACCGGUUCUGUAAUAAAAUCACGACGAUAGGACUAAACGUGUUCCUGCGAUUCGGCGACUAUGUACACACGGGAGAUUGCCAACGGGUGAUAGCGUACAACAAGGCCAACGGGCCACUGGCACACGGGGAACCCCUAGCGGAGCCCAAACAAAUCUGGACCGACGAGAACUCGACCAACGGCAUAUUCAUGGCCAGCUGUACUAACGUGACAAACAUAGUGAAGGACAAGGCUGACUCGAUUAGGUAAAACCACCGAAAGCUCGACAAAUUUGACGGAAACAACAUCAAGUACAUGCGAUAUCGUUUUUCUUUUGUUACAUUAGUCCAAAUAAAACAAUGAUGGCUGUGGACUGUAUUAAUGGUACCGUGCUCGACGAAUCGCGAAUGCCGAAACCUUACAUGAACUUCACGACGUUCUGGACGAUGUACGAGACGAGCGACCGGUUACUAGAUGAAACCAACACGUACGUGCCCACGGAAUCUUCGUUGACGGUCUACAAUUCCAGUAGACUGUACAUCAAUCAGCAAGGGUGCGUCAACACCUUGCGUAAUGAGUGCAAACUUUUUGGCGAUUCGCACGGCAGAGCUGGUGAAAACCAUACGGCUCAAAGCCGAUUUCCGUGUUUUUAUACAAAGGUAAUGCAUACAAAGCACCACAUUCUCAGAAAUAAAAAUAAAUCGAUACAUUGCAUGCGUGCCUCUUCGCUUUUAUCCCCGCUCAAGUGGGGUCAACUACUCUUAUAUCUGACCUCUCCACCCUCAUGCGAACCUCAUGUGUUCCUGAAUAACCUUUACCACCUUUCCUUUGGCCAACCUCUUCCCAGGGUUAUAUUAAAACUAAAUUCUCCUACCUUUUAGUUACCAACUCAGUAUCAGUCAUCAAUAUCUAUUAGACUAUACUAUCCCAUAUUGUCUCUCCUUGUUUCAACAUGCCUAUAGGUACUCGAAAAUUCACAACAGGCGCAGUACUAUGACAAUAUUGACUGAUACUAUAUAUAAAAAUAAAAUCGCAAAAUUAUACUUCGGAAUACACCACCGAAAUUGAACCUAGCACCCUAACCUAACAUAACCUAAUACAACUAACGCACUAAUCACUAAACUAGGUACCUAAUUAUUGAGAAUAUAAAUCAUUUUAUGGAUAUAUGGUAUAUUAUAUAUAUUAUAUGGUCAAUUUCAAAAUAUUAGGUACUUAUACAAUAUAAUGAGACACCAGUGCCGUAUGGCCAGAGCGCAUUGGGGGGGGGCACGUGCCUCAUCUUGAUUUUUAUCGUUUUAUUGGUUAUUUUUAUGUAUUUAAUUGUUCUAAAAAUAUUAGGUAAUAUAAAAGUGCCCCCCCCCCAGAAAUUUAUUUCUAGCUAUACGAUACUAGAGGACACCGACAAAUAAUAGACCAAGUUUUGGUAACCACGACUCUAAUGAAUAAUUUGUAUUACUCCGUAUUAGGUGAAAAGAGGGUGUUGAUUUAAAAAUACAGUGAAACUUCAAUUUUGGGAAUUUUUUUGAGGAACGCGGACUUACGACCUUCUCUGAAUAGUGGGCACUAGUGUCAUAGGCAAGUGCCCCUACCUCUAAUUUUGUUUUAUUGGUUAUUUUGAUGUAAUUUAUCGUUCCGAAAAAAAGUAGAUAAUAUGAAAAUGAAUAGUGCAUUACCCCACCUCCAUGGACCUGAACACUAGCUGACAUUUGCUCACAAUUCAAACAAGACCCGUAGUAUGCAGUUUCUGAAUAACACUUGAAUAUCAGUACUAAUUUUCCAAUACUAGUAUAGUAUUGAAUACAAUUGUUGUCAAUACUAUACCAGUAAGGGCCAGCCGACUUUUGGGUAGCCCAUACAGGCCCAGUAUUGCGCCCGUUUUGAGUGUAUGUAGUUAUGAGUAUAAGUAUAUAAAUGUCCGAUCGUUAGAUAUACCAUCAUCUCAAUCUGAUUCUCAUUUAUUUUCCCUACUAUAUACCUGCUACCAAACCUAGAUUAAGGGUCCAGUGAACCCCGAGGCCGAACUUUCAGAACUUGAAAAUUUACAACAUUAUACAAAUUGUAUGCAAUUUUUCAAUUAACAUUUUACAUAGAUAAAAUAUGGCACAAUAAUGGACCCUUUACAUCCGUGGACCCGGGGGACGUAUUCUCCUGACCCCUCCCUUAAUCCGGGUUCGCCUGCUACUAUCUGUUAAGAGGUAAAUAAUUAUUUAUUGUUAUUACAUACUUCAAAUUAAUACACCUGCGCAACUGCGUACAAUGCACUAUUUAACUAUAUUAUAAUUAUAAUUAUGCAGAACGAUUCAUUCACGGCACUGGCCCGUUUCGACCUGAACAAAACUUGGUGGGAGCUAAUGAUCGGCGUCACCGUACCCGGUAUACUGUUCGCAGUGUCAUUUCUCACGCUACUAAUCGUCCACCAGACAGUCAAGGUGGGCGACGACGCCCGGAUGACGUGCCAGUGGUGUGCGGACGACGACGCCGCCGCAGCCGACGAGCCGUUCAUGAAACCAGACGGCCAAAAGACCAAGGAACGCAAGCAGAGAAAACACGCAGACAUUCAAGAGCUGAGCGUUAUCGAGGCGCUGGUGGCCAAGUCGGCGGACAUAGCUGUUGGCAGGCCGCCAAUCGAAAGCCCGGACGUAUAAUAACGACGGUGCGGUGGUUGACGACCGUUCGUCGGCGGUACGUAAAAUAAACCUAUUAUACGACAGACAUAAAUCGUCCGGCCGUUUUGAUUGCGCAGCUGAGCCGAAUGGUGAACCAACCGAAACGCAAACACAUCCUCGGAUAGAAGAUAAUAAUAAUAUAAUAUACAUUAUUAUUAUCAUCAUUAUUAUUAUUAUUAUUAUUAUUAUUAUUAUUAUUAUUAUUAUUAUACAAUAUAUUAUACGAUUUUCAUUUCGCCAACGAUUUAUAAUGCUUUCGCAAAAACUUUAAUCGGUCACAUCCCACAUUUAUAAUAUAGUAUACAUUAAAACGGCAUAAAUAAAGCAAUGUUUUUUUUUAAUCUAUAUAUACAUCAUUAUAUGCCAAAUACUAUAGGUAUAUAAAAUACGAACAUAUAUUAUUACAUAUAUAGUAAAGUGCGUAUGUAUCAUUUAUAUACGACGAUCAAUCCUCGAUAAGACAUCCGUUAUCUCGAAAAGUAUUUAUUUUUUUUUAUUAUUAACGACUUAUAAAACAAGCAGCUCCAAAAUUUAACAUUACCGUUAUUUUGGUGUCGCCCUUAUUUUCGGGUGUGAAACUACAACCCACUUUUGAUUUUCCGACAGUGACCUAUAAGCUAAAUUAAAAAUUCCAUAAAUAGAUUAGGUAUUAGAUUAUUUAAUAAUUUAAACAAUGGAAUUUGUAUAUUUUUGUCAACCCAUUGAUUAAAUAUUUCACUUUUGAAUUUGGGUAGAGGCAGAAUUAUAGUGGAAUUAUUUGCGAGACGGCGCGGCGACCGGCAUUUAAGUAAUGCACUCCACUACUCUCCCCGAAAUUAAACAUUUCAAUACCAGUGUGUAUUUAAACUAAAACUGCAUCAAAUUAUGACUUUUUCAAUAUAGGUUGCUAUUUGAAACUAAAAAGUGGACAGAAAUUUCACCCAAAAAAUACAUAAAUGACAAAAAAUAACGGUAAUGAAAAGUUGUACAGCUGCUUGUUUCUUGAAUUGCACAGAAAAAUAAAUUCCGAAAAAAGUUAACACUUUCCGAGAUAAUAUGUGUCUUAUCGAGGAUUGAUCGCCAUAUAUAAUAAUUAAUAUUAUAUACACCACAUACCUAUAAUACGACUUUCUCAACUGUCCGCGAGCAUAAUAUAAUAAAGUAUAUGUAAUACAAAAUAUAUAGGCAAUAACCCGGCCAUAAAAGUAAUCGCCUUAAUAUUGGUCGGUGUAGAUUUUUUAAGACUUUUUUGUAAUUUUUUGACAAACAUCUUAUUAAUAUUAUAUUCACUGAUAUUAUUAUUUAUUUUGUUUUUGUUUUUGUUACGCUAAAUAUUUAUAAUAUAUAUAUUUUUAUUUUAAUCACGUUCAUCAAG
Cinara cedri is the source of this 9148-nucleotide messenger RNA. Lineage: Eukaryota; Metazoa; Arthropoda; Insecta; Hemiptera; Aphididae. The record is from the annotation of a GenBank genome assembly.